GGAGACACCGCCCUCAUCGCCUUUCCUAUAAUGGCUGCUUCCCAAAAGGCCGUGUCACGUGUAACUUCUUAGCCACAGCGUCCGGAGAUCCAAAAGGAGAAUUUCAAGUCAGAUAGAAUUUUACAUACAUUAUUUCUUUGGAACCUUCAGUCUUCUGCAUCCCAACAUCAUGACCUCAGUUUCAACACAGUUGUUCUUGGUGGUCAUUUCACUACUUCUGAUUCUGCCUGUUGUUGAAGCAGGAGAAGCUGGAGAUGCAAUCGCUCUCUUGUUAGGUGUGGCUCUCAGCAUUACCGGCAUUUGUGCUUGCUUAGGGGUGUAUGCACGAAAGAGAAAUGGACAAAUGUGACUUUUAAGGGCCUGCUGAGUCAAAUUUCACCCUGAAAACCUUCCUACUCC
This is a messenger RNA of Fukomys damarensis (Damara mole-rat), 399 nucleotides long. Its product is annotated as small integral membrane protein 30-like. NCBI's taxonomy places the organism in Eukaryota, Metazoa, Chordata, Mammalia, Rodentia, Bathyergidae. The transcript has a single exon. The record is from RefSeq and is a predicted model, not a curated record. Bases 170 to 349 code for a protein of 59 amino acids.